GUUGAAGAGCUGCUGCCUUCUGGAAAUAGAUAUAAAAGCAGGCACGGAACUGUAUGGACUCAAAUCACCAACCACUCACUCUUUCUCUCUCUUUUCCCAAGUAAACAGUAUAAAAAAAUUCAACAUGGGUUACAAAGCCGCCCUGAUCCUGGGAUUACUCCCCCAGUUACUUUCCGCAGCCAUUGUCUGCGACAUGUCCGCUGCAGCUUCCAAGGGCGAUACCUGCGAGUCCUUCGUCAAAGCCUGGGGCACGACAGUUGAAGAGUUCGAAGCAUUGAACCCCGGUGUCUCCUGCCCCAGCCUCACAGAAGGUCGGAAGUAUUGCGUGAUUGGCACCGUGACUGGAGGUCCUGAUCCUACGUCGACCACCACGACUACACUGAAGACCACAACCAAGGCCACCACCACCACUUCCUCGUCCAAGUACGAGCCCACCCAGCCCGGCGUCCCGGCAAACUGUGACAAGUUCCACCUUGUCGCGUCGGGCGACCAGUGCGACACCAUCGAGGCCAAAUACGGCAUCACCGACGCUCAAUUCAAGGCGUGGAACCCCGACGUUGACGAAGGAUGCACCAACCUCUGGCUCAACUACUACGUCUGCGUGCACGUCCCAGAAGCCACGACCACUCCCUCGGUGCCCGACCCUACGCCCACGCCCCCUGCUCCGCAGCCGCAGAUGCCGGGCGUUGUGAGCAACUGCAAGAAGUUCCACAAGGUCAAGGCGGGUGACAACUGUUAUUCGAUCGACACCGCGGCGGGCAUCACCCUCGAUCAGUUCCGCUCUUGGAACACCCAGAUUGACGCGGGUUGCACCAACUUGUGGGUGAAUUACUAUGUCUGCAUUGGUGUUUAACGUUGAUUGGAUGCAUGGUCAUCUAUUCUCUUAAUGUCUGUUUGAGUGAGGGAAGUGAUGAGGGGACUGGGUAGAUGGUUUCCAUGACUAAAUGGCUGGAAUAGUUGGCUUUCUAGGCUCCUGUCCCUCCCUUGGGCCACAGUACAAUCUUUUAAUAUAUUCCGACGCCCUAUAUAAUUUAUUUAUGAUUUUGCUCGCCA
Messenger RNA from Aspergillus candidus, 1053 nucleotides. Its product is annotated as LysM peptidoglycan-binding domain-containing protein. Bases 125 to 853 code for a protein of 242 amino acids. Lineage: Eukaryota; Fungi; Ascomycota; Eurotiomycetes; Eurotiales; Aspergillaceae. The record is from RefSeq and is a predicted model, not a curated record. The transcript has 2 exons.